Xyrauchen texanus (razorback sucker) is the source of this 1316-nucleotide messenger RNA. Its product is annotated as regulator of G-protein signaling 18-like. NCBI's taxonomy places the organism in Eukaryota, Metazoa, Chordata, Actinopteri, Cypriniformes, Catostomidae. The transcript is spliced from 6 exons. The coding region runs from base 282 to 1316 and encodes 344 amino acids. The record is from RefSeq and is a predicted model, not a curated record.
ACAAAAUGAAAAAAGGCGUUGCUUUAGUCAUUCAAGAGUAAAAUGAAACGGAGGACAAGAAAUACGGCCACACGAAGACACCGUAUAUAUUGAUUCGCUUCGGGUUGAACGGAAUCGCUCCGAAUAUCUGCGAGUGUAAACUGACUGCACCUUACAGACCUGCAAGUGUUCGGGUUUAAGACCUGUUUAAGGACCUGUCUCAUGAAGAGACAACCGAAGGAAUUAUAAUAAGCCGUCUGGCAUUGUCUCUAUCUUUUCUCUUUCUCCUAAAAUUCAGCAUAAUGAUGCGUAAGUUCAGUUCAGAGGGUGCGUUGUUGGAUCUUGACUUCUCGCCAUGGAGCAUGGAGAACGGAGAUGUGACCCCAGGCACCUCGGAUGAUGAGAUGGAUGUAGCCCCAACAUCCUAUUCUUGCACCCCAGAUGCAAAGUCAGGGGGUGGAGGCCAAAGCGGGAAGUCACACCUCAACAGAGAUCACAGCAGUAGUGUUGAACAUGUUGCCGGCGUGGAGAAGAACUCUGGUUUCUUGAAAGUUACGAAUCUGAAUGACAGCUUUAAAGCUUACAGUGACAGUCAGCUUGCCCAGAAUGCCACUGGCAGCUCUGAGAGUAUGGGAAAGUGUGACAACUCACCCCACUCUUCAUCAUCCACACUAAAAUCUGGUAAUUUUUCCAUUUCUCCAAGACAACAUUCUCACCGGCUACAAGCUCGGGCCAAAUUAACAGCUGCUAAAUUGCACCUAAAAAGUUUGUUUGGACAGGGUUCACCACAGUCCUCGCAUUCAAAUCUAACCAGUGCAGAACACAGAGAGACUGUAAGCAGUGCAAAAGAGAGGCGUUCUCGAAUGCCUAUCCUGAGGCAGUGGAGUCAGGUGGGCCAUAGCAAAGCUCAACUCAGCAAGACAGAGAUUGAAAGUUGGGCCAAGUCCCUUGAUGCUUUGCUGGAUAGCAGAGUGGGAGUUACAGUCUUUGAAGCAUUCCUGCGAUCCGAGUUCAGCGAGGAAAACCUGCAGUUCUACACAGCCUGUGAGCAGUACAGACAAUCAUCCAAUAAAUUCAGCCUGCAGAGGCGGGCAAAAGCAAUAACUGAGAUGUACAUCCAGGCUGGUGCUCCCAGAGAGGUAAAUCUGGACAGUAAGACAAAAGAGCUGACCCUAGAGCUCCUAAAAGCCCCAUCUCACACCUCUCUGUCCCACGCACAAAAGCGCAUCUAUUGCCUCCUGGAAAUGGACUGUUAUCCCCGUUUCCUCCAGUCUGAGGUCUAUCUCACACUACUGAGGUAUUCAUGCCAGGACAAGACUGGAUGGAGUGUCAAAUAA